Molecule: messenger RNA, 1269 nt
Organism: Eremothecium gossypii ATCC 10895
Lineage: Eukaryota; Fungi; Ascomycota; Saccharomycetes; Saccharomycetales; Saccharomycetaceae
Gene: PTC4
Product: type 2C protein phosphatase PTC4
Exons: 1
Coding region: 1-1269 (422 amino acids)
Biological process (GO): protein dephosphorylation
Molecular function (GO): cation binding; protein serine/threonine phosphatase activity
Source: RefSeq, marked provisional
AUGGGCCAGCUACUCUCACACCCCCUGACGGAAAAAACUAUAGUAUACAACGACUACUUAUUGGAAGCCAACGGGAAGCAUGCCAACCUACCGGAUGGCUCUAUGAAGCCAUAUGCAAAGGAACGCCAUCAUCGUCACUUGCAUUUGCGGCGACAGUUUACAGAGAACAAAAGCCAGGAAGUCGUUCUGACAGACACGUCGAGUGAAAUCACAAAGGAGCAUGCGAGUUGCACGCAAUUUUUUAAUUGUGUUGGUUCCAUGCAGGGCUAUCGCAUGACACAGGAGGACGCGCACCUCGUCUCUAAUUGUGACACGCAGCUCGUGGCUUCCUUUCGCAAUCCUAUGAAUAACAAUGCGGUCGAAAAACUACGGAUCUCUGUGUUCGGAGUGUUUGAUGGGCAUGGUGGCGAUGAAUGCUCCCAGUUCUUGGCAGAUUCGGAGAAGGGUCUUCUCAAGUGGAUCAAAUACAGUUUUGAGAACCAUGAAUACUGCAGCAUUUCCGACAGUGCUAGCACAGCAUCCAGCAGGAGGGCCUUCUGCACAGUUGAGGGACUAAUUAGUCAAAUAUUUCGGGAUGCAUUUGCUCUACAAGAUAAAGAUCUUCAUUGCCAUUUUGCGAAUUCCCCCUGCGGGUCGACUGCUGUUGUCGCGGCAAUCAUCAAUAGCGAGACAUUAUACGUCGUAAACUGUGGGGAUUCGCGCUGUAUCCUUGCAUCUAUGAAUAGCUGCAUCAAGACCAUGUCAUUCGACCACAAGCCCCAACAUAUUGGCGAGCUCAUCCGGAUAAACGACGAUGGUGGGACUGUAUCAUUAGGCCGCGUAGGCGGCGUCUUAGCCCUUAGCAGAGCAUUUGGUGACUUUCAGUUUAAGCGCAGCGUGGCGUAUAAAGACUCUCAGCUCACCAACUCCAUUAGGAGGUAUAUUCCGGCUGCAGAGGCGCAAGUUACCGUAGAGCCGGAUGUCCUCACGCACUCGUUGGAUUACGCGAAGGACGAGUUUUUGGUACUAGCAUGCGAUGGAAUAUGGGACAUCUAUAGUAAUAAAGCCCUGACGCAAUUCAUCAAAUACCACCUCACGUUAGGACUCAGGCUAGACGACAUUGUCACGAAGUUGUUGGAUCAUGGGCUAGCAGGAGCCGAUUCAAAUACCGGAGUUGGUUUUGACAACAUGACAAUCAUAAUCAUUGUACUAAAUAAGCCCGGUGAAACGUUAAGUCAAUGGUAUGCUAAAAUGAAAAUGCGGAUGGAACAGGAAAAGGGAUUAGUUUGA